GAGACACACACACAGAGCCUUGGUGUUCUAGUGAGCUGCUUAUGUGCUUUACUUUCCUCGCAUCCCCGUCAAAUUAAGAAACCUGAUGAGAAAGGUGGAGAGGAAAAAAGACAGAAGGAAAGAAAGGCAAAAGCCGAGAAUAUUUUGAACUGUUGGCAUAAAGAAGCUCGCUUAAUUUUCCCAUCUCAUUUUCCGUCUUGUCCCAAUCAACGUAGAGAGAGAGAGAGAGAGAGAGAGAGAGAGAGAGAGAGAGAGAGAGAGAGUUUCCAUUGGAAUAGUUUCUUUAUCAUUCCCUGCAUAUAUAUGUAUAUAUAUUGAGAAAAUUAAGAUGUCUAAAGCGUCAGUACUUUCAGUAGUAGCUGGUAUAAUGCUCCUGGUCGUCCUUGCACUGGAUGCAGCGGCGACUUAUUCUGGCCUUCAAGCCAACAAAGUUCAAGGGAAGGCAAGGCAUUUUGGCAUAUUUGGGAUUAAAUGUGAAAUGGAACCAAGCCGAGAAGCAUAUACAAAGGGACUACGCGCAGCACAACUUGUGGCUGCAGCCCAUGUGGUUGCGGCGGUGAUGGCUACCGUCUGCGCCUUCAGAUGUUCUCUUGAUGCGUGUCAACGAAUUUGCUCCAGGCUCAUGGUGGCCGGCAGCUUCGCUCUCUCUUGCUUGGCAUGGUUGUGCGGAAUGUGCCUACUGGUGCAAGGAGCAAAUCGCAACAGAGGCCCGUCGAAAGUGAAGUGUGGGUUUGAUUUGUUAACAAACAAUUAUCUGUACUGGGGAUCCAUCUCUUGCCCCGCUCAUGCCCUCUUCACCACUCUGUUUUACUGUUUUGCCGGCUGCGUCCCUGUCGAUCCUCCUCCCUCUGCUUCUUACAUGAUCCCGUGGGGCCAUCCCUAUCCCGGCUAUGCCCUAGCUUAAAGGCACUAAUGCUAUCUACCAAAACAAAUGGAUUGUGGCAACGUUACUGUACAUCUUUUUUAUGACUAUCUUCAAUUAUCUCAUAUGCACAGCUAUUGGAUGUCUUAUCCACUCCUAAAUCCCCCAAAUCCCACAAUUUCUUUGUUUGAAGGAUCUCUCGAUCAACGUGCAAGAUUCAUUGAAGCACAUGGAAUUUGAUGUACCCUUGCAUACAGAAUUUGGUAUAUUGUCCUGAAGUAAUUUGAUGUACUGACACCGAAUUUGGUGUAAUUGUCAUGAAUUAAUAUGUAUGGCCACGCCACUACAGAUUAA
This is a messenger RNA of Malania oleifera, 1216 nucleotides long. Its product is annotated as protein DESIGUAL 4-like. The record is from RefSeq and is a predicted model, not a curated record. The transcript is spliced from 3 exons. Bases 329 to 904 code for a protein of 191 amino acids. NCBI's taxonomy places the organism in Eukaryota, Viridiplantae, Streptophyta, Magnoliopsida, Santalales, Ximeniaceae.